Condylostylus longicornis is the source of this 1260-nucleotide messenger RNA. RefSeq lists its product as uncharacterized. Bases 1 to 1260 code for a protein of 419 amino acids. The transcript is spliced from 7 exons. Gene Ontology annotation, molecular function: protein binding. NCBI's taxonomy places the organism in Eukaryota, Metazoa, Arthropoda, Insecta, Diptera, Dolichopodidae. The record is from RefSeq and is a predicted model, not a curated record.
AUGACUAAAUCUAAGGAAAUUCAUGCAUCUUGUAACUUUGUCGUAAAGCCAUCUAAUAUUCGAAUAUGGAUACAUGAUAAAGAUAUCGCAAAAUUAACCAGAGUUUUAUGGUCUGGUUUAGGAUUUCGAUUACUAAAUGAAACAAGUACUCAUGGAAAAGUUAAAAAAUUUUUGGAGAAUGUACCGUUAGUUUUGAAUUCUGUACGAGAAAUACACCAGGCAGUUAUAGACAAUAAUAGUGAUCAAUUACAAUUCCUACUGGAGCUUCCACCUCCAGCAAUUAUCACUACCAAAGAUCAAAAUGGAUUGACUGUAGCACAUAAAGCAGCUGGUUUAGGUCACAUUGAAAUUUUGGAUUUUAUUAUUAAAACUUGGCCCCAAGGCGCAAAAGAAGUUGAUAAAACUGGAAAAACGCCUUUGCAUUGGGCAGUUCUCGCAAAGGACAAUAUUAAUGCCAUACAGGAAAUGCUAAUGCAGAAUUUUGGCGUUGAAGAAGAUGUUAUGGAUUAUAAAAUGAAAACUCCAGCAUACUACAAAACUAAACCGCAAGAAUUGGAAAAAUCGUUUUUACUAGUUCUUCCUUCAGCACCAAGAAUUCAAAGAAAUCAAGUAGUUGAUUGGGGAAUUCUGGAAGAUGACAUUGGCGACUUACAUGGAACACGACCAACUGGUAAAAUUGUCAUGGAAAAAAAGAAGAAAUCAUUAGAAAAAGAAGAUCAAGACAUUGACCCGGAUUUGGAGGAGAGCGCAAAUUCUAUAAAAUAUGAUAAUAUUUUCAACGAGGACGAAAUGUUGACAAACGGGAAUCCACAUAGAGGUACAUUACUAAGUGAUGCAGUUUCAAUAGAAAAUGUAGAUACUACACCAAAUCGAACUGAGCUUGCUAUUGGGAAUGAGAAAAAACAAUUCUCAAUGCGAGAAUAUGACGAAAAAAAGCCUAAAAUUAAUAUUGCACCACAUAAAAAUUCCUCAUCACCAUUGCAAGUAACAAAUGCAUUAAAUCAAGAAUCAAAAAAUUCUUUAAAAGCUUGUAAUGAAAUCGAUGUAUUGGAUACACGCGAAAUGAAAGAGGCACCGGCUUCUUCUCAGGAAGGAAGCUCUGAUAAUUAUCGAAUUGAAAUGCUCGAUAUGGAACAAUUGGCAUCUACUGUUUUAAAUGGUGAAGGAAACAAACUGUUAGGUGCUCGGUCAGAACAUAAGGAUAUUCAAGAGUUUUUAGAUAAUGUGCCGCUGUACAUGGUAAUUAAAAUCUAUUUAUAA